Labrus mixtus (cuckoo wrasse) is the source of this 3358-nucleotide messenger RNA. RefSeq lists its product as uncharacterized. Gene Ontology annotation, molecular function: protein dimerization activity. The transcript has 3 exons. Bases 138 to 1619 code for a protein of 493 amino acids. NCBI's taxonomy places the organism in Eukaryota, Metazoa, Chordata, Actinopteri, Labriformes, Labridae. The record is from RefSeq and is a predicted model, not a curated record.
AGAGCAGAGAAGAAAGACUUAAAAGAGGACAAAGAGAGAGACAGUCACAGAUAGUGAGACGGAGAGAGAGGAAGCUGCAGCAACAUUGACUUCAACUUUCAUAUCAUUAACCGCAGUCUGCAGACAGAGGAGCAGAAAUGAGCGCAGUAAGAGGGAGACCCAACCGGCGGAGGGGAGGACACAGCCGGAACAAUCUUCAGGCUACGAGACGGGAUCGCGUCCAGCAGAGAGAGGGGAACCAGGAGAUGUUCACAAGUAAAAGACGCCUGUUGAAGAUGAUUGUAUCCACUACACAGUCCCUGGAAUCAGCUGUAACUAAAAGCUUCAGGGAUUUUGUGAUGGCACAAAACUCAUCUCUUCCAAACAAGUCUGUGAUCCGCUCGGAGUUAGUCAGAGUCUACAAUGAAAAACGAAACGAGCUGCAAUCCACCUUCGCGUCUGCUGAUGACAUUGUGCUGACAUGUGAGUCGUGGUCUCACAGGGCUGAAGACUCCCUCCUGACGGUCGGCUGCCAUUUUGUGGACAACCUUGGGAAUCUCAAAUCCUACCUGCUUGAAACUAAAGGCCUCAUUGAAGAUGAGUCUGCAGCCAUUCAAAAGCAGCUCUCUGCUGUCAUGGAGGCUUGGGGCCUGAAAGGAAAGGUCCACUGUGUUGUCAGAGCUGGCCUGCCACAACUGAAAGGAGUCAAAACCAAAUGGACGGACAUGCCUUGCUUUGCAGACACACUGAAUGUGAUGUUCAAGGAUCUGAUGAGUCAGGAUGAGCUGUCCGAUGUUUUUAGAAAGUGUCGGGACAUCGUCAGAUUCUUUAAGUUUGAUUCUGAGGCAGAGGAGAGGCUCAGAGAGAUUCAAAAGAAGUUGGAGAUGGAACAAGUCGAGCUGAUCCUGCCCUGCGGGGACAGAUGGCUUCUCUGGUUAGACAUGCUUGAAGGACUGAUUCUGCAGCACGAGGCGAUAGGGAUGGUUUUAGUCCGGAAAAAUACGAAAAAUUUAAUUCUUGAUGAAACUGAAUCCGAGAAAAUCCAGAACAUCAUAUCGGCUCUGAAACCGCUGAAGAAAGCCACGUCCUUGAUGAAAGGGGAGGGAUUCCAGUCCAUUUCAGGAAUGCUGCCGCUGCUGAAGACGAUCAUGGACGAUCUUCAAACAGAAAAGAAGAAAGGGAACAAUGUUGCUAAAAUAUUACAUUCAAAAUGCCAGAAGGAGUUUGGAGACAUCAACAAGCACCGAUUGGCUCUCAUGACAUUCCUCGACCCGAGAUACAAAGACAAGCUUGGGGAGCAAAACAAAAAAAAUGCGAUAAAAGAGCUAAAGCAGGAGCUCAAUGCAGCCCGAACAUCCUGUUCUGCUGCUCAACUGGAAGCCCUCCUGGACAAGUACAUCAACUACAAACCUACUUCAGAGGAUUCCAACCCUUUUGCCUGGUGGAGGAACACAGGAAAGACCAAAUUUGAUGAAUUAAGCAGGCUUGCUCUGAAGAAACUUGGGAUCGUCUCCACAGCUGUGCCCUUAGAGAGCGCUUUCUCCUCAGCAGGUGUUCAGUUCUGCAACAACAGGAGCUCCAUCGAGCCAGAAAACCUCAACAUGAUCCUGUUCCUCCACAGCAACUGGCCAGACAUGUAGAUACCAGUCUACCAAGCUCUUUGAGCUGAUAAGAUCGAGAUCAAGAUUAACCUAAAGUAAGAAAUUGGUCUCAGGCUCUUCAGCCAUGCUGUAGCCAUAAAAGAACAACAAUCAACAUUAUUCACAUAAAACGACAAAUAAUGUCCACAAAAAAUAAGAAUAGAACUAACAUCAGGUUCCUAAAAUACCAUGGCAAAAAUGUAAAGACAAAUUAUUGUCCAGUGCCUAUCCAGUCUUAUUUGUCACUAUUUAACUGCUUUAUAAACCUGCACUGCACUCGUUUUAAUCUCUGCGCUGAUUUGAGUCCCUAAUGGCUCUGCCCUCGUUUUAAGGGCCUUUCAGAUAGCUGGGCUCUGCGCACCGCUGUCAAGCCCAUCCACUGUCAAGCCCAUCCACUGUCAAGCCCAUCCACUGUCUAUUGUGUUGCUCUGCGCAAGAGUGUAUCUCCGUGCCGCCGAGUUGAUCGCAGCACAGCGUCCCGCUUGUCACUCUUGCGUGCUUGGCGAAAGUUAAAACAUUUUCUACUUGCUCUGUGACGUCACCUCCGCUCAUCCAAUAGGAGGGUAACUCAGAUCACAACAAACGUGUCUCACUUUCCUGAGCUCUAGUUUAAAGACCUACCGAGACAUCGGCAAGAAAGAGCGUACCAGGUGUGUUUAAAACAGCAGUAAUGUGUGUCAUGCUCGUAAAGAGGUCGUUAUAGAGCUGCAGCUCCUGAACGACCUGAAACUCUCCCACAUCCUGAUGAUUUCAUGAACACACACCCUCUUUUUCUUUGCUGCCUGUCUCCCCCUCCGCAGCAGAAGAAAAGUCGGCGCUUUUUUCUCACUAGUGGACACAUAGAUCUACAAAUUGCUGUGGCAGAAGCUAUUCUCUCGAGCUAUUUUCUCAACUAUUGUUUUGGUCACCUAGCAACGUGCGCUGUUGGAUUUUGCUUGUACGCGCUCUCCAUAUUUGCUCUGCGCUCAUUUUAGUCCUUGAUUGGGCUGCACUUAUUAAGUCCCCAAUAACUUUGCACUCAAUUAGUCCCUGAUCGCUCUGAUCAGUUAAUUGUUUUCCUUUUUGUACAAAUAAAGAUCAAGAAUCUCAAAUAUUAUCGACGUUCACACGGUUACAAUAUAAUUCAAAUAGUAUAUUCAUCCAGACAUAUAAAGGUGGUUCUUGCAGACAUUAAUAUGAUUGGUCUGAGUGCUGUUAUCUGUGAGGUAAUGUUUAACAGUUUAUAUGUUUAUCUAAGAAAAAAAGAGUAUGCAUUUUUCAUAUUUACAACUGAAACUGAUUUGACUUUUUGCCUUUGGUGACUUUAUUUCAAUGUAAAUCCAAAGAUAAGUUGGUAUUUUGUCCAUGACCAAGAAAUUAAUAUUCUCGGGUUCUGUUGUUCUUCUAAGAGCAGAUUUUAUGUCACCAAACAGCAAAGACCUUAAAGUUAAACACUCCUGAAAAGAGAAGCCAUGAGAGUGCUGUAGUUACACACGGUGAACACCAGAGGGCAGCAGAGGGAAGGAAGAAACGGAGCAGCUGGACAUGGAUGUGUGCAUUUCCUCAUCAAUAACUAAAGCAGGAUCUGAAACCUGAUCUGAGAGACAAUCACCAUGGAAACAGCAAUCAGAGGAGGAGGAGCUUAAAGACGAGAUUUUAAAUGUUUAAAGUCAAUAAGAAAAGUUUGAUAAACUUAUAAUCAGCAAAAAUCAUCAUGUAAUGUUUUUAAUGUUUUGGGAAAAUAAAAGUUGGUUUUCAGA